ACAUGCAUUAUUCUUGAAAAUUCUUGUUCAAUCAAAAAUUAUCUUUCAUUUUUUUACCCAAAAAUAACAAAAUAGAAAUAAAUCUUUUAAAAGAUGAGUGAUUUACCUGCAAGUUUAUUGGAUGAAUUGGACAAAAAGCUUAUCGUAUUACUUCGUGAUGGUCGUACAUUGAUCGGUUAUCUUCGAAGUAUCGAUCAAUUUUCCAAUCUAUUAUUACAUCAAACAAUCGAAAGAAUUUAUGUAAAUGAAAAAUAUGGUGAUAUACCAAGAGGUAUAUUUUUAAUUCGUGGUGAAAAUGUUGCACUUUGUGGUGAAAUUGAUGAUCAAAAAGAAUUAAAUACACCAUUGAAACAGAUACCAAUCGAAGAGAUAUUAGAACUGCAACAAAAUGAAAUUGAAGAACGACAACGUCGUGAAAAAAUUAAAUUAAAAAUUUUAAAAGAAAAAGGAUUCUGUCUAAAUCUUGAAUCAAUCAAUGAUGAUCAACUUUGAAGAGAUAUUUAUUUAAAGAGAAAAAAUUGAACACGAAUAACAAAAUAAAUAUCACAAGGAAUUGAAAAAGGCGAGAAAAACAUAUUAUAUACAACAUGAUGAUUAUUAUUAACAAAUACUGAUGUCAUUUGUCUGUUCCAAUCAUCAUCA
Messenger RNA from Dermatophagoides pteronyssinus (European house dust mite), 642 nucleotides. RefSeq names its product U6 snRNA-associated Sm-like protein LSm1 (gene LSm1). The record is from RefSeq and is a predicted model, not a curated record. NCBI's taxonomy places the organism in Eukaryota, Metazoa, Arthropoda, Arachnida, Sarcoptiformes, Pyroglyphidae. Gene Ontology annotation, biological process: deadenylation-dependent decapping of nuclear-transcribed mRNA. Gene Ontology annotation, molecular function: mRNA binding. Gene Ontology annotation, cellular component: P-body; Lsm1-7-Pat1 complex.